Molecule: messenger RNA, 3503 nt
Organism: Oreochromis aureus
Lineage: Eukaryota; Metazoa; Chordata; Actinopteri; Cichliformes; Cichlidae
Product: inactive dipeptidyl peptidase 10
Exons: 24
Coding region: 1-2403 (800 amino acids)
Biological process (GO): proteolysis
Molecular function (GO): dipeptidyl-peptidase activity; serine-type peptidase activity
Source: RefSeq, a predicted model, not a curated record
AUGCAGGGAGCACGGAAGAGCAGCAAUCUGUUGACCAGUGCACCCCAUAUGCCCUUCUUCCGCUGCCCUCCUCUUGACGGCUUGGAGGAAAGUGAUCAGGACCAGCGAGGUUUUGAGGGCCAAGUCAAAGGGGACCUGGGCAGUACAGAUGGUCCUCCAAGGAACUGGAAGGGCAUAGGGAUCGCCAUGGUGGUGAUCUUGGCUGUUAUGUCUCUGGUCAUUCUCUCUGUCAUCCUCCUCACACCUGAUGAGUCUCACUUGUUACUUCGUUCCCAUCUCACGAUGGAGGACCUCGAGAGUGAAGAGUUUAAGAUUCAUAACCCCUGUGUGGCAUGGCUGAAUGAAAACGAAGUUGCUCUUCGCACCAGAGAGGGACAUGUCCUGUCGUUCAGCCUCACCAGCAACUUAACCACAACUCUGCUGGACAACAGCUCCCUGCCACUACUCAGUUCCAAGUGUCUGCAGACAAGAGGUUUGUCCUCUUGGCGUAUAACAUUCGACCGGGAUCUGCUGGAGCUCAGCCCUCCAGAGGGGCAGAAGGCAGCACUACAGUAUGCUUCCUGGGGACCUCAAGGGAACCAGCUGGCCUUUGUGUUUGACGGAGAUAUCUACUACAAACCGAGUGUGACCAGCGAACCCCUGCGUCUUACAUCCACUGACCAGGAGCAAUAUGUGGUGAACGGCCUCUCUGACUGGACUUAUGAAGAGGAGGUCCUGCUACAAUAUGCCGCCCACUGGUGGUCUGUGGAUGGUGCCCGGCUUGCAUACCUCAGCAUCAACAACUCUGUUACACCUGUGAUGGAAAUACCUCAUUUCUUAGGUGGUCUCUACCCCUCCAAUGUGCUCUUCCCUUACCCCAAGGCUGGCUCAAGUAUCCCAUCAGUCAGUCUGUUUGUGGUGAAUCUGUACGGUCCAGCUCACACUCUGGAAAUGAUGCCUCCGGACUCCCUCAGAGCCAGAGACAACUACAUAUCCAUGGUGACUUGGAUCAGCAGCACCCGGCUCGCAGUUCGUUGGCUGAAUCGUGCCCAGAACCAAUCUGUGCUCUGUGUUUGUGAGGCUACCACAGGGGCAUGCUCAGAGAAACACAAGAUGGUCAUGGACAUAAUGCAAAACCAGCGACAGGAUGUGCCACUGUUUUCAGCAGACGGCUUUGUUUUCUAUACCAUCCUGCCAGCAAAACAAGGUGCUCGUGGAGAGUUUCACCACAUCGCUGGUCUUGCGGCCCAGCCUGCCAUCCCCUCUGUCCCCCCUCGCUUCUUGACAUCAGGGAGCUGGGACGUCACCGUGCUCUGCGCCCUAGACGAGAAGGCUGGAAAAAUCUAUUUCCUGAGCACAGAGGAAUCCAGACAGAGCAGACACCUAUACAGUGUGGACUUAGAUGGAGUCUUUCAGCGCCAGUGCAUUACCUGUAACCUCAUAGAUGGAUGCCGUUUCUAUAAAGCCGUUUUCAGCCCCAAUCAAACCCACUUUACGCUCUACUGUUUGGGCCCGGGAAUCCCUAAAGUGACGGUUCACAGUACAAAGGAACCCUCCAGGUAUGUCGUCUUGGAAGAUAACAGCCGUCUGUCUAAAGCUCUGGAGGACAAACGACUCCCUGAGACUCUGUUCAGGACACUCUCAGCAGAUAACCAUGAUCUCCACCUGAAACUAUCUCUACCUCAGGGGUAUGAGGCCAACCUGCACCCUCUCCUCAUCAUUGUAGAUGGAGUUCCUGGCAGUCAGUCUGUAACGGAGGAGUUUGCCCUCGACUGGCCUCAGGUCUUCUCCAGCAUGCACAAUGUGGCCUUGGCCCGGGUGGAUGGCAGGAGCGGGGUUGGCCGUGGACAGAAGACCACUCCUGUGGAUCCACGCAAACUUGGCUCAAUGAGAGUCAAAGAUUAUCUGGCAGUUAUAGAGUUGUUAAUGCAGCUGCCUUAUAUAGACGAUCGCCGGAUGGCCCUCUAUGGAAAGGCAUUUGGCGGUUAUUUAACUCUCAAGAUGUUGGCAGCAACAGAUAAGCUCUUUCAGUGCUCAGCUGCUGUGGCACCAAUAACUGACUUCAAGCUUUACAGUGCUGCAUUCUCUGAGAGGUACCUAGGACUUCCUGCAAAGGAGGAACAUGCUUACUUGACUGCCUCCAUGCUGGAGGAGGUUAACAAGCUGAAAGAUGAGAACUUCCUCAUUCUGCAUGGAACUGCAGACGCAAGAGUACACUUCCAGCACAGCGCUGAGCUCCUGAGCCGUCUGGUAAAGGUGGAGGCCAACUACUCUCUGCAGCUGUACCCAGAUGAAGGCCACAUCCUAAGAGAGCCCCGCAGCAUCAAACACUUCCAGCGGACAGUGGUGAACUACCUCCAGACCUGCUUGAAGCACAGGCCCCUCCUAGAUCCCAUAGAGGAUGAAGAGGAGGAAGAUGACUGAGCCCAGCGUUCCCCUUUCUUUCUUCUGAAGAGACACUCUAAGGAUUGUAUGCCAUCUAAUGCAUUACCUUGGGUCAUAUUAUCAGGCGCAAGAGCACAGGAGUGGGGACCAACCGCAUCAGAUCACCUCUUAUAACUUCUGGAAACAUUGAUGUACUGUAUAAUGUGUUGCACAGUUUCUGCUGUUUUAAUGUAUGUUUGAGGCCCUAUUUGUUUACAAAAUUCACUUUAGGAGAUGUGGACUAUUAGACAGCUAAUGAUUCUGCCGAGAGUUUACAAAGAUUUUAAAACAUGCAUGUCGUAAUGGCUGCAUGAUGUGGACUAGUUUACAUUGCAUUUUGGGUGUUUUGCUGAUUUUAAAUCUUGCCUGCAAAGGCAAAAUCUGCCAACAGCCGGGAAUACAUGGCACACUUUAAAGGAAACUCAGUGUAAGAGAUGAAGCAGCCUUGCAUGCUUAGUGAUUUGCAUAAAAUGCCGUUAAAAGGCUUUAAAACAAAUCAGCUGCUGGAUCACCCCAUCUGAACAAGUCCAGUCUUACAAAACCAAAUAUUUGGGACAGCUGUGAUGCAAGAUGUCUGCAUCACAAAAGUUAAGAUACAACACAAGCUGUCACCACUGGUCACUGACCUAUGCAUACUCUGCACAGUAUUUGAGGUGUCACUGUAAAAUCAGUUAUUUCAAGUUCUUUUUUUAUGUAUUGUGUUCCCGGCUUAAAUAAACUAAGAUAAGGAUAAUUUUUAGCGUGCCAAAUACAUUUUGUGGACUUUAUCUACUAGUUUUGUUUGCAUUUUGUGAUUAUGAAUGACUUUGCAGCUGAGAGUAUUUAUACUAAAAGCUCCAGUUUAAGAAUGAAAACAACUGUAGGCCUGUGUACUGUAUUUGGAAGUGCAGUACAGUUCUGUUUUGAUACAUUUUAACCAUUUCUUGUGUAUUCCACAGUUAAAUUAUUCCUUGGAACAAACUGUUGAGCGAUUAUGUUACAGUUCUCAGAUGCUGGGCCUGACCAUCAGUCUGUCAACCAUGCAUGCAGUUGGUAUGAAAAGAAUGCUAUUGAUUGUAGACAACCAACUAUUCCUUUCUCCAUAAAUCCUUGAAAAUAAA